Mycotypha africana is the source of this 1788-nucleotide messenger RNA. RefSeq names its product DAHP synthetase. Lineage: Eukaryota; Fungi; Mucoromycota; Mucoromycetes; Mucorales; Mycotyphaceae. The transcript is spliced from 6 exons. The coding region runs from base 102 to 1493 and encodes 463 amino acids. The record is from RefSeq and is a predicted model, not a curated record. Gene Ontology annotation, molecular function: 3-deoxy-7-phosphoheptulonate synthase activity. Gene Ontology annotation, biological process: aromatic amino acid biosynthetic process.
UUUUUUUAUAUCUGAUUCUCCCAAUUUCAACUCUUUUUUGUCGAACCUAUUCCCUUUUUUUCUUCUCAACACAUUGAGAAACAGCAUAGAUUUUUAAUAAAAUGAGUAGUCACCCAUGGUCACCCGAAGAUUGGAAGUCAAAGCCUAUUGUCCAAGACGUUAUUUAUGAAGACCAAGAACAUUUGGAUCGUGUAUUGAACAAGUUGCAUCGGUUGCCGCCCAUGGUAUCUGCUGCAGAGAUCGAAAAAUUAAGAGAGCAAAUGAAAGAAGCCGCUUUGGGCAAGUCGUUCAUAUUACAAGGUGGUGACUGUGCGGAAUUGUUUGAUUACUGCUCACAGGAACCUAUUGAAAACAAGUUGAAGGUUCUGUUGCAGAUGUCACUUGUUUUGACGUGGGGUGCUCGCACACCUGUCGUUCGUAUUGCACGUAUGGCAGGCCAAUAUGCAAAGCCUCGUUCCAAUCCAACAGAGAUGUAUGAAGGCAAAGAAAUUCAUUCUUUCAGAGGUGAUAAUGUAAAUGGUUUUGACCCGAAUGAUAGAAAACCUGAUCCCGAGCGUUUGUUAGGUGCUUACUUUCAUUCAGCGGCUACACUGAACUAUGUGCGCACGUUAAUCGACUCUGGAUUUGCAGAUUUGCACGAACCUUCCAAAUGGAACCUCAGUCAUGUACGAUCGGACAACGUCAAACGAGAAUAUGAAUCGAUUGUGCAUCAGUUAUUGGAUUCGCUCGACUUUAUGAAAACAGUGGGUGCGGAUCCAUCGGACAGAGCCAGCAGUGCAUUGAAUUCGGUCGACUUUUAUGUAUCGCAUGAAGCACUUUUGUUGGAUUACGAGUCGUCGUUAACCCGUCUGUUGCCUUCACCGUCGACAAAGGAAAAGAAAUGGUACAACACAGGCGCACAUUUUCUGUGGAUUGGAGAUCGUACGCGACAACCGAAUGGAGCACAUGUAGAGUACAUGCGUGGUAUAACGAACCCUAUCGGCAUUAAAGUGGGUCCUAGUACAGUCCCUGAACAGCUUGUAGAACUGUUGCAUACAGUGAAUCCGGAUAAGGAGAUUGGCAAAGUGACACUGAUUACACGAUUUGGAGCGAAUAAAGUAGAAAGCUGCUUGCCACAGCAUAUUGAAGCGGUGCGUCAAGCAGGACACAUGCCAGUUUGGGUUUGUGAUCCUAUGCACGGUAAUACAAAAACGGCGCAAAAUGGACAACUCAAGACGCGCCACUUUAAGGACAUCAUACAAGAACUAUCCCAAACAUUUAGAAUUCAUAAAGAAUGUUCGAGUCAAUUGAAUGGCGUGCAUUGUGAAUUGACAGGGGAUUCAGUGACAGAAUGUAUUGGCGGUUCGAUGGAUUUAACAGACAAAGAUUUGUCUACCAAUUACCAAACCCAUUGUGAUCCACGUCUUAAUUACGAACAGUCGCUUGAUGUCGCCUUUUUGAUAGCUAAAUAUUACGAAAAAGAACGUAAAUCACAUGACUUCCCUACCCUAUAGAAAAGAAUAAAAACCUAGAUUGUCUCUAUGUGUGUAUGUAAAGAAGAAUACAUGCAACUUGCAUAUAGGCCACAAACCCAUCCAAUGGAAUGAGUUGAGCGUCCACUUUUAUUAGAAGAGCGAAAAGCUUCUUUUAUUGGUUGCACCUGCAAAUGGUUCUCUCCACAACAAAAAAGAAAAAAUUCGUCAUUUCUCGUCGUCACCUUUAAGGAAAGUAAAGCAAAAACGAACACGGGGAGGCAUUAGAGUUUUCUAGCAUAGAAUAUGAGGAAGCACGAAAAAAAAAAAAAAAAAA